GUUCCUGGUCAGAUUCGUUAACCGCUGAGCCACGACGGGAACUCCUGUUUCUCAUUCUUGUUAUGAGCCACACGGGAAGUCCCUGUUUCUCAUUCUUAAGCGAAUCUUUUCCUUUUGACUUAUCCUGGUGAUGCCCAUUGACCAAAAACCACCAGGAUCCCACCUAUCGAAUGAUCUUACAGAGUUACAACGGGAAGUAUUAACUAAGUAUAUUCUGUCCCUUGGUUUGCUAAGAGGCUAUAAAGACUAUAGAUUAUCCAUGACAUUCCUAGGUAGUGUAUUUAAACUGGUUUGUUGGACUUCCACAGCAGAAGAUGAGGCAAAAUUUGGAUCACUUUUCUAAUGGUAUUAUUCUUGCUUUUGGAGUAGUAGUCCUACACGGUAUACAUAAAGAGAGUCAGUUAAUCACUUCUGAGAGCUCUCCUGAGUAGCUAAUACCUGUUUCAUUUUGGAAGUCUCAUUAUCUUCCUAAAGGAAACAUGCUACACUGGAGAGAAAAGGGCUUUACAUAUCAGCCUCUUAAUUAUUCCAUAAACCCAAGAUAGGUUUGGAUGUAGGAGAUGAGCCAAAGCCUGGUGUUGAUGUCAUAAUUCCUGGUGAGUUACAGAUAAUAUCAAGCAUAUAAAUAUAUUUUAUCACAGCGGGAGUGAGCCAAUAAUUGUUUCCUUGAGGUGGGCACUUUCUGUGGAGUUUGGUUCCUGCACAGAAGUCUGGGAAAUCUUGGAGAAAACGACCAGUGCAGUGAGAAUCGCUCCAGCAUUUGUUCCCUCCCCUGGUCCCUUCCGCCAUGUGAGGGUACAUGGAAACCUCUGUGACCUGGAAGUGGGCCCACAGCUGACCACGUUGGCACCUUGAUCUUGGACCUCCAGCCUCCAGAACUGCACAUCUAAAGUUCUAGAAGACGGGGCUGGAGUUUGGGGAAAUCUGAUUUGUAUAACCUUCGUAUAUAAAUAAAGGAAGAAAAGAGACCUGCUGAAGACCCUGGCAUCUAGCGGCCUGAGGACUGGAGAUGUUGGACACCAUUGUCCCUUCUCUGCCGGACCUGGGCAGGCAUGUGCUGCCCACACUGCCCUCGCUGAGCCAGGAAGAAGUCUCUACUAUUUGGGGGAAUGUGUCAGAAUUUGUGGAACGGCAGCUAUCCCUGCACAAGGGGGUUCAUAUUCCAGGACUGGGAACUUUCACUUUCAUGAGACAAAAACUGGAGGUGGGAAACAACAAAUUUAUUCUAAUUCAGAGACCCAUGUUUAUCAUGGCGGAGAAGUUAGUACAGAUCCACGGACUCAAACAAAACAAAGCAUAUACUCCUGGUGACAUCCCAGUUGUUCCACUUAAUUUUGUCAUGAUAUCUCUGGAGGGUCCAUUUACCAGAGAUGUAGUGGAAGGAUGCGUGAAGGAGACAUUGCUUUUUUUAUCACGAUCCAUUUCCACCAAACAAAACGUGGAGUUUACAUUCAAAGGAAUUGGGGUCCUCGUGAUCAAAGACGGCAAAGUCAAGAUGAGAUUCUAUAAGGACUUCCUUUGUACAAUGGAUGGAAGUGGGACUUUGGCAAAAGCCCUAACAAACAGGCCUGGCACAGUGGACUCAGUGUUGUCUAGCAGAGAGACCUUGGGGAAGCGGCCCAACAGCGUGCUUGCAUUUCCAAGGGUUGAGUUCAAGGAAAUGGAGAACAAACCACUUAUGGAAACCAUUGUAGAAGAAGAUCGAAAGAGUAAACAAAAAAGUAACAAGUUAAAAGACCAGCCAGACAAGGAAGAAGGCGUCCCAGAGAUCUUAUCACCCAAGGUAACUCAAGAUAGACAAGCCGUCUCACCUGCCAAGGCAACAAACCUCAGUUUUCCAAACAAAUUGGAGCAGAAUGGGAACAAUAUGAACCUUGAAAGCCUAUCAUUUCCAGGUGGUGUGAAAAAUGACAAUGAAAUGAAGCUUCAAAUGUCUCCAGCCCUUUCUUGCCAGGAUCAUAAUAGGGCAGGACAGGAAAUGUGUUAUGUAUGCUUGCAACGAGCCCAGCGGAAUACUCCACUGUACUGCAGUGAGGAGAGGCGGAGGAAGGAGGUGGAGGAUGAGCGGCUCAUACAGCAGUACCAAAUGCUGAAAGACCAGGAGGCUCUCUUUAAAGAGCAGAUGAGAAGUCUGGCUAGUAGGGAACAGAAUCAAAAAAAUGCUGCUUAUAAUCUUGGAGUUGCUGAAGCUAUAAGAAUCCACAAGAAUGAGAAACCUGAAUUUUAUAAAUCCUUCCUGUUUGAUAAACGGCCACUCAGUCCUGAGAUUAAUGCUUUUAAGCAAGAGGCAUAUUCCCAAAGUCUCCUAAAACAAGUGGAUUACAGACGGGGAAAGGAUAUAAAGCAGAGACAGAACAGAGAGUUGAUGGAUCGCCUGGAACAAGUGCAGCUCACAGAGGAACUUGCUGCACAAAGAGCCAAAUAUAUAAAAGAUAAGAUGGAAGAAACACAGUGUUACAAGAGAGCUUUGGAUGCACAGAUAAAGAACAGAUACCCCCAGCUGCCCAUGUUUGAGCCAGACUCUUCUGAGCCCAUCUUUGGGAAGAAUGAGGGUGAGCUGAUGAUGGAAAGGCAAAAGCGAGAACAGAAUUGCCUGAAGCACCAGCUGGAGGCAGCUGCUAACCACAAGAGGAAAGCCAUCCUGCACCAGCUGGUGGACCAAAAGCGGGACUUGUUGAUGCUUCAGAGGACACACAAAGAGCACUUAGCAGACAGAAAUGCUGAGCUGGAGCGAGUGAACAGAAUCAAUCAAAGCUUGCAGGACGACUGGGAAAGAAGUGCUGUGAUGAAGAAGCAGCGGGACUUGGAGGAAAAGGCUUUUGAGCGGGCUUCGGACAAGCUCUUCCUCCUGGACCAGUGCGAGAAGUAUCGGCGCUGCAGGCAGUGCCAGAGGCGCACCUCCAAUGUGGGCGAGAGCAACCUGUGGCCCUUGAACAAGUACAUGCAUGGCUCCCGGCUCUUUCUAUAAAACCAAAGUUUGGGCCUGCGUUUCCUGGGGAAAGUUUUUCUUUUUAAACUGUUUAGCGGGGAUGGUGAAACGACAUAUUUGCACUUUAGAGGAAACGAAAUAUAUUGUACCAUUUUGGUGCUUUCA
Molecule: messenger RNA, 3094 nt
Organism: Phacochoerus africanus (Common warthog)
Lineage: Eukaryota; Metazoa; Chordata; Mammalia; Artiodactyla; Suidae
Gene: CCDC81
Product: coiled-coil domain containing 81
Exons: 17
Coding region: 1010-2968 (652 amino acids)
Cellular component (GO): centrosome
Source: RefSeq, a predicted model, not a curated record